ACGCGGUCUGCGAGAUAUUCGCUCAAAGCGACGCGUGCGCACCAAUUAAAAGUUCUUUAACAAACAAGUGAAUCGAACUUAAAUUAAGCUGCUGAUAAGUGCACAUAAUUAUAAUUAUUUUUAAUAAACGGAUCGUUUGUAUUUUGAACGUUGUUGCCAAAUAAAUCAACGCACAAAUAGCAGGCUAAUUGUUUUUCAGACUCGAUUUUAGUUCGUGGCGUGGGUUUUCUAGCGUCUGUUUGUAUGUGUGUGUGUAUUUCUUGGCCUCAAACCGGUUCUCGCGCUCUCUUUGGCUACGCUCCAAAAAAUACAAAGAACUGCCAAACGGAACGUGGAAGUGCAAACAUAAACAAAAACAGAGCAAAAUAUUUGCACUCGGCGUCCACAAAAACAAAAAACAAAAGAAAAUAAAGAAAAAGUAACAGUUAUUCCGUACUCUGGCAAUGAGCGCUCGUUCUCCACACAGCGAUCCGGCGCUCGCUGGCCUCCCACAGCUAAUUGAGGAUUUGCAGCGGCUGUGCGAGGAUCAGGAUAGCGCCGAUGUCGUCUUCAUAUGCGGACGCGACGAUGAGAAAAUCUAUGCACAUCGAAGCAUUCUUAUGGCGCGCUGCAAGAGCUUCAAGACGGCCAAGAGGGGUGAGGUCUGUCGCAUUCCCAUUCCCGGCUGCACAGUGUCGCCGGCAGCACCUGGAACUGGAACGCCGACUGCUAUACGAUUGCCGCAUAUUAAUGCUGAACUCUUUCGACAGUUUAUCCUAUAUGUUUAUACAGCAAAGCUUAUGCUGCAAGAUUAUCGCGUCUUUGAGAUGUUAACUUUGGCCCAAGAUAUGGGUGUAUUUGAGUUGAGAGCUGCUUGUGAGGAUCACGUCAUUUCCACACUCUCUGUGGAUAAUGCGUGCACAUUUCUAACAGCCGUUAUGGAUAUACACGAAAAAGCUGGUGCCAAGUGCGCCGCUUCGUUUAUGGAACGCUGCAUCAUCUACAUUGGAGAGAAUGCCGGCGAGUGCGUGAAAACUAAUUCAUUUCUCACGCUCACAAAGGAGGCGCUCAUCAAAAUCAUUUCCUCGGACUAUUUCUGCUUGGAGGAGGAGGAGGUGUGGCGUUGUGUGUUAGCCUGGGCCAAAUAUCAGGCGGGCGUCACACAGCCGACAGCUCACUGGACCGAGGAGGAGCGUGCUCGCGUCUGUCAGCAUCUGAGCGGCGUGAUGGGCCAUGUGCGUCUGCUGCUCAUCGAUAGUCAGGUGUUUGCCGAGGAGGUCGAACCAACAGGCGCCGUGCCUAUGGAGUUGUCAUUGGAACGUUAUCGUUACGCCGCCUUGCAUCCCAAUAAGCUUGUGGACAACGAUAAACGACUGCAGCCGCGUCUCGCCGUCAACAUGUUUCCCGGCUCGCAAAUAUUGCGAAACGAUAAGCUCUCGCUGCAGGGCGUCCUCAAUGGCUGGCUGGGAGCACCCAAGCAGAGUUGGCGUCUGGUGUUUCGCGCCUCGACGCAUGGCUACGGUUCGAGUUCCUUUCAUCGCUACUGCGAUGGCGUCGCCCCCUGCAUGGUCAUUGGCUUGGGUGCCCAUGGCGAGAUCAGUGGCGGCUACACGGAUGUCGCCUGGGCCAAGAGCAGUCGCAAGGGUGGCUAUUUGCAUUCGGAACGCGCAUUUCUCUUUAUGCUGAAUCCACCCAACGGCGAGCAGCCCGUCAAAUUUGAUAUUGUGAAGAAACCCUAUGCCAUCUGCUACCAUCCUGAUUGUGGUCCCAUAUUUGGUGCCGGCGCCGACCUGCUCAUAUCGAGCAAUUGUAAUGUGAACACGGACUCCUACUCGAAUUUGCCGCACUCCUAUGAUGGACCCAGUGCCGCACAUCUAACGCUCUUUGGCGACUACAACUUUGCGAUCAGCGAUUAUGAGGUUUACACUGUGGCACACUCAACACACAGCCACAGUCACAGCCAUAGUCACAGCCACAGUCACAGUCACAAUCCGAGCCAGAACCAGAACCAAAGUCUGGUGAGCAAUGGCCAGGCUGGGCCGGGUGUGCCCAGUAAAACAAAAUAUGAUAGGUAUUAAGUUACCAAUUAGACAACCAUUCUCUUGUAUUAUGUAUGUAGUGCUCGCUGGCCAGUGCUGAUUGCUGCUUGGCUCUCAGCUGGCAAUAAAAUUCAGUUCGUAAUCCCAGAACAAGGUAACAUACCCAGAAAUGGAAAGGUAAUUAAUGAU
Drosophila grimshawi is the source of this 2207-nucleotide messenger RNA. RefSeq lists its product as uncharacterized. NCBI's taxonomy places the organism in Eukaryota, Metazoa, Arthropoda, Insecta, Diptera, Drosophilidae. The record is from RefSeq and is a predicted model, not a curated record. The transcript is spliced from 6 exons. Gene Ontology annotation, molecular function: protein binding. The coding region runs from base 444 to 2057 and encodes 537 amino acids.